AUGGCGCCGCCAAAGAAACAAUCAAAAACCCCGGCCAGCACGAGCAAAGCCAGGAAAGGUGCUGACGAUGUUGACCCUGCUCCUGAGGCUCCUCAGGCUAACGAGCAAUCUGGAAAUGGUGGACUACUCCAGAAGCUCAUCCAUGACGAUCGAAUGGUCACCCAGCUUGACAGUGCAUACCUCGGGAGUGUUGUGGUGGAUAUUCGUGCUCUCUCACAUAAUGAACGUAACCGAGCCAUUGAUGAACGUUUCAUUGAGAAGCUUUCUGAGGCGUUCAAGUGUGGUGUUCGGCGUUUUGCACAGGAGGACCGCUUAAAAGUGACGACUACAAGCAAGAUGUUGGAGACAGUUUUGGCAGAUCAUGUUACAGAAACGACUACGCUCAUGGACCUCCACAAAUCCCUUACCAGAAAAACUAGUGAUCCUAAUGAAUUGAUUCACAUUCAAGUUUUGCCAGAAGGUACCACGUUUGAACUGCGAAAUGGACAGCAUCGGGUUUCAGCUAUGCUCAAGAUCCUUCAAGAGGCCAUUGAACGCGCUGAUGCUGGGGAAGACAUCACACGACCUGAAGUUCAUGACUAUCUGUGGGCCAUCGACCUUUAUGAUGAUGACAAGAUGACAGAGGAUACCCUUGCUGCCCUGAUGGCCAAUCGUGAAGUCAUGCACCAUUCAAACAGUGAUGGCUACAAUGCAGUCCAGAUACUCGGUCGGCUGGAGAGUGUGCCAGAGAAAGAGCGAGGAGAAAUUGUCAGAGGCUCAACUUUCUCUGACUGGGUGCAGACACUCUUUGGUCUGAAUCUCACACACACUGCCCGGAUGGGCUCUGUGAUCAGCCAUGAAGGCUUUCAGCCGUAUGUUUUUCGAUAUGGAAUGACACGAUAUGGAGAACGUCGCUUUACCUGGACCCUCGGAGGAAAAAUGGUUUCAUCAAAACUUGAUUUUAUCUGGUUUCGAGAGUUUGAUAAAUUUCUCGAGUUCACCACAAAGAUCUUCGGGCAUACCGCGCACCUCGUUCGAUGUGAGGACUGGGAGUUAAUCCUCAGUGUUGAGGCUGGUCAGCCAGACUACCCUCUUCGGCUCCUGUUUUAUCCACGCCGUGAGGACUAUUGGUUGAAUAACAAAAAGCGCAAGAAUCCUUGGCCUUUGCCUCCAAAUUAUCGGAAUGAGCAACUCCCGCGACUCUCAAGCCCCUACCAAACCAAUGACUAUCGCUUCGACUGGCGUCGCCCAGGGUUUCUCAAGGAUCUCAGUGAAGAAGAUUACCACUUCAUCUUUUCACGCCUAAUGGAGAAUCGAAAUCUCCCAUGUCCAUGCUGGAAUGAUUGGUGCAACCUGGAAAAAGCAGUUGACAAGGUCAAACGGAUUCUUCGCCACAUAGCUAUAUGGAUUGACCCAGACUGGACAUACCCUGCAGCAGCCUCGCAUGAUCUGAAGGACUUCCAAUGGGACUUGGAGAUCCAAGACCUUCUUUUCGGAGACAAGAAUUUUGAUCGUCCAUUUUCUCUGGAUGCUGACCGUCUUCGGUUAGCUCGUAAUUUCAUCGAUGAGCUUGUGAGACAGGUCCAAACUGACGGCUUCUGGAAGGACCCAAAACUCAAUGACCUACUCAAACCACCCCCUGAUACCCUUGCAAGUGCGUCACACUCAGCUGCAUAUUUUGAGCGUUUCCUCCACCCGAAUUGGGCUGCAAUUAUACAGCAUGUUGUCAAGUCUGCCGGCCCGGUUCUGACCAAUGCGAUGAGCGCGUAUAAUGAUCUGGGUUUUUUAAUCUCCAAUCAGAUGCCAUACUCACCGUGGGGCCCGGUGAUUGGCCGCACGCUUAAACAGAAUCAAGCAGUUUGCCGAACUCCCUCAAUGCUCAACAAAAAUGAGGAGGAAGACUUGGUCCAGCAAGGUGAAAUUUUUGGUGCCCUCUGGCACUACCGAUCCCUCAAAAGCAAGAUGCUGGAAACGAUCAGUUGGGGGCUUAAGGGCGGGAAGAAGCGACCAGAGAAUCUGAUUGGAUGUGAGGCGGAAUAUGAGGCGGCUGUGGUUGUUCUCAAGGACCAGGCACAAGUGCUUGAACGGUACGGCUAUACACACGCAAUCGAUAAUUUUUCCGAAGAUUUGAGUGCAUUUUCUUUGGAUCGUUCAGAACCGGCCGCGAUCACUAUCAAGGAGACUCCUGGCUUCCUAAAAUGUCGGCCGAAGAUGUUCACAAGCCAAGCAGAGGAGAUCCAAGCAAAGAUCAAGGAGCACAACCGAUCUAUUCAGAAGAAUAGUGUGAUCAGACAGUCAGAGACCCAGAAGCGCAAGCGAAAUGAGACAGAGGAUUUAGAACCAGGAGAGGGUGUGGAACCGGAAGAGAACACAGAGGCAACUGACAACGAAAAUUAA
Messenger RNA from Aspergillus chevalieri, 2376 nucleotides. RefSeq lists its product as uncharacterized. The coding region runs from base 1 to 2376 and encodes 791 amino acids. Lineage: Eukaryota; Fungi; Ascomycota; Eurotiomycetes; Eurotiales; Aspergillaceae. The transcript is spliced from 7 exons. The record is from RefSeq and is a predicted model, not a curated record.